AUGGGUUAUGACUACUGGCUGGUGCACUUGACGUGGACAAUCCCUCCGGCGGCCUUGUUCACGGUUGCAUAUUGGCCAUUUUUCACGCGAUUGGAGAUUUGGAAGAUUGUCAUUUUGAUUAAUGUAGCGGUUUAUGCCACGAUACCGUGGGAUUCUUUUCUAAUUCGUAAUCGCAUCUGGACGUACCCGGCCGAUGCUGUGGUCGGAUGGACAUUGUUCGACAUCCCCAUUGAAGAAUUGUUCUUCUUCGUGAUUCAGACCUACUGCACAAGUUUGCUUUACACGAUUCUCACCAAACAUCUGGUGCUUCCGUCCUUCUUGCUUGACCGCUCAAAACCCGGGGCGAAGAAUGUGGGCGCCGCGGCCAUCAUCGCCGGAAUCGGCUUUGGCGCGGUUUGUAUUAUGAUGCAGAGCAAUCUGACUUAUAUGGGACUGAUUUUGACGUGGGCCUUGUCGGUGAUUUUAUUCCAAUGGUGUCUGUGCGGGAACUUUUUGCUCUCUUUCCCCAAAAAGCAGAUUCUCAUGUCUGUGUUGAUACCAACCGCGUAUCUCUGGAUGGUCGAUCGUUUGUCGUUGCAGCGGGGGACCUGGGUAAUUGAAAAAGGUACCAAGCUGGACAUUCAAUUUUGGGGGUUCCUAGACAUUGAAGAAGCCACUUUCUUCCUGCUGAGCAACGUCAUGGUGGUAUUUGGCAUGGUCACCAUGGACCAUGCCAUUGCAUUGGCCCAGUAUGAUGUGGUCACUUCGGACUCACCCGGAAGAUCGCUCCCGUCUCUGGGUCAAAUGGCCUAUUCCUACAUGGCUCAGCAGCGAAAACCUCUUGACGAGGGUUUUUUAGACGGGCUUCGCGCGGCGGUGACGGAGCUGUCUCGCAAAAGCCAGAGUAUGUACCUGGGCAGCGCGAUGUUCCAAGACGGACUUCGAGUUGAUCUGAUCUUCUUAUAUUCGUUCUGCCGAGUCAUCGAUGACCUGGUGGAUGAAGCUCCCAGCCGUGAAAAGGCCCAGGAGAGCAUCAAGGAAGCCUCUCAAGUGCUGCACUGGCGAUUUUCCGAAAAAAGCCCCAAGAAGCCCUUGUAUGAUUAUCUGCAGGCUGAUAUGGACCGGAAGCAAGCCCUUCAGGCGUCUCCAUUGCUCCACUCUAUCGCCUUGUUGCCAGCCUCACGUCUGAGUCUUGGUCCCCUUCUCGAACUGCUUUCGGGCUUUGACAUGGACCUGGGAUUCUCCUUUGAAAAGCGGGAAUUCCCCAUCGAGACUGAGGAUGAUCUUGAGGUCUACGCGCAGCGUGUGGCGGGUACCGUCGCUGCGGGUCUCCUCGAGCUGGUCUUCAGCCACACCGACGUCCAGUACAGCGCAGAGAAGCAAGAGCAAAUCAUCGAUGCCGGCCAACGGAUGGGUCAGGCCCUGCAAUAUGUCAACAUUGCACGUGAUAUCAAGCGUGACGCGGCCAUCAAGCGCGUCUACAUCCCCACCGCUUGGCUGAAGACGAAAAACCUGACGCCCGUCGAUGUGAUCACUAACCCGGACAACCCGGCCCUGGCUUCCUUCGAGGAUCAGAUGCUCCUCAAGGCUGACCAAGCGUAUCAAAUGAGCGUGAAGGCGAUUGAUCAGCUUCCCAAAGAUGUGCGCGGACCCAUCAAGACCACUAUUGAAAGCUAUAUGAUGAUCGGACAGAUGGUGCGCAAAGCACGACGGGAAUCGAUCAAGAUCGAGGGCAAGCUCAAGGUCCCUCUUUGGCGGAGGUUAAAGCUGGCUUGGACGGCCAUGUACGUUAAUCACUAG
Messenger RNA from Penicillium diatomitis, 1779 nucleotides. Its product is annotated as Bifunctional lycopene cyclase/phytoene synthase. Bases 1 to 1779 code for a protein of 592 amino acids. Lineage: Eukaryota; Fungi; Ascomycota; Eurotiomycetes; Eurotiales; Aspergillaceae. The transcript has 6 exons. Gene Ontology annotation, molecular function: intramolecular lyase activity; geranylgeranyl diphosphate synthase activity. Gene Ontology annotation, biological process: biosynthetic process. The record is from RefSeq and is a predicted model, not a curated record.